Aspergillus calidoustus is the source of this 984-nucleotide messenger RNA. NCBI's taxonomy places the organism in Eukaryota, Fungi, Ascomycota, Eurotiomycetes, Eurotiales, Aspergillaceae. The record is from the annotation of a GenBank genome assembly.
AUGGCACAGUGCGACUCGUCUGAGGAUGAAAUGGUUAUCAGCCGGAUACUCUUCCUUUCCACUUACGAUACGAACAUGGACUUUGAUGCCCUGAUCAACAAGCAUUCUCUAGGAGAUAACGUCAACUAUCAAAUCCUCCGACACUCUAAGCAAUUUCCGAAGUCUGGCAGGAAGCCUCUGCCACAAAUCGAUGAAUUGGCGCUUAUUGACACGCUGAAGCUGGUCUUCAACGUUGCCAAGAUCUAUCCAGAUUUAGCGCCUACGUUCUCGACGUCAAUUCCCUAUAUAUUCAAGAUUAUCAGUCGUAUUGAGAUUCCGCUCAAGCCUCUCGAUGGCCUCCUUGGUACGCUUCUGAACUGCUUGUCGACCCUGGAUCUUGAGAACAAGAAUGGCAAGCCCUUUGAUGGCAGUCCUCUUUUCCCCACCUUCAACCAAAACUGCAACGUCGAUAAGCUUAUCAACAUCUUGGAUCAGGCAACAUCGGCAUAUGAUCCUUUGGAGCUGGAAACGAAGAGCAUUCCCCUCCUCCACACCCUAGUUGUCAUUCAUGAGCUAGCUCCGGAUGGCCCUCGGAAAUACAUGCAAUGGCUUCUCUUGCCUGAUGACAACGACAGGAACCAGCCAAUCGGGCAAUCCGACACGCUUUCUUCAAAGCUACUCAAGCUGUCAACCAUGCCAUAUGCGAACCUCAAGGUCGCAAUUUCUGAGCUCAUGUUUGUUCUUUCUGGCAGUAAUGUCGAAAACUUAACGAGGAACAUUGGCUACGGAUUCGCCGCGGGUCUACUCGCAUCGCGGGGCAUAGACAUCCCUCAGUCCGCAGGCGAGGCAUUCUCAACAAAUUCAGAAGGCCUCGACCCCGAUGUCAACCCGAUCACAGGUCAAAGAUGGGACGCAGAGAAACCAGACACGGGGCCGCCGAUGACGAAGGAAGAAAAAGAACGCGAGGCAGAAAGGCUCUUUGUUCUCUUUGAGAGGUACGUUUGA